Messenger RNA from Cryptomeria japonica (Japanese cedar), 1206 nucleotides. Its product is annotated as G-type lectin S-receptor-like serine/threonine-protein kinase At5g35370. Gene Ontology annotation, molecular function: protein kinase activity; ATP binding. The transcript is spliced from 3 exons. NCBI's taxonomy places the organism in Eukaryota, Viridiplantae, Streptophyta, Pinopsida, Cupressales, Cupressaceae. Bases 1 to 1206 code for a protein of 401 amino acids. Gene Ontology annotation, biological process: protein phosphorylation. The record is from RefSeq and is a predicted model, not a curated record.
AUGUAUCUGCACUUUGGAUGCAGAUUCUUUUGCUAUGGGAGUCCUUGUGAGACAUGCUACCCAUUUGCAACUUUCUUUGUUAUCUAUGACAGUAACGGUAACCUGAAAGAUUUGCAAAUGGUUUGGAGCUCAAACAGAGACCACAUGGUGCAGGAAAACGCAACCCUUAUACUUACCUCCACUAGAGAACUUUUGUUAAUGGACUCAGAUGGCAGUGUCGUCUGGUCUAAAAAUACUUCUACCCAAGAUUUUGAAGGGAUGGUGGUAAAUGAAUCAGGAAACCUUGUUCUCUAUAACACCUCCAACGGUAUCAUAUGGCAGUCUUCUGAUCAUCCCACAGAUACAAUCCUAUUAUUGCAGAAGUUCAAGGUGGGGCAGAAGCUUAUAGCAAACACUUGUCCUACUAAUACAAGCCAAGCUUUACUGGUGAGCUCACUUUGUGCGAGUAUCCAACGCCAUGUGGAAGCUAUGGUGUUUGCACAGGUGGGCAGUGUAGCUGUCCAAAAGAGGGCAAUGUUUUUUAUCAGGUAUGGUGCCAAUUUUUCCAGAGAUCUUUGUUAUCUGGAGUCCAAUGUCUUUUCUCAUCAAAUGAAUAAUCAAAGUGAUGAGUUUUAUAGUUCUACUGCUUAUAUUAAAAUUCACUUAAUGCCUGAGCAGAAUAAGCAUUUGGUUUUAGUUACAACUAUUUCUGCUAUUGGUGGAGUACUUCUCUUGUUUCUGUUAUUAUGUUCAUGCAUAAGGAAGUAUCAAAAGGUCAAACAAGAAAAGGAAAAACAUGAGGAUGAUCGCAUUGAUCUGCUGACAAGAUUACCUCUGCAUUACUCGUUCCAAGAAUUACAGAUUGCUACAAAUAAUUUCAGUGUAAAGUUGGGAAGAGGGGGAUUUGGUUCAGUUUAUGAAGGUGUUUUGUCGGACAGCUCAAGGAUGGCAGUGAAGAUCCUUGACAAAACGGGACAAGGGAAAAAGGAGUUCUGGGCAGAAGUUGAAACUCUAGUUAAGGUUGAUCAUUUUAAUUUGGUAAGACUGAAAGAUUUCUGUGCAGAAAAAACCCAUGUAAUGCUCGUCUACGAGCAUUUACCAAAUGGGUCUCUAGAUAAAUGGAUAUUUCCGAACAAGAUGCAUCAUUAUAUGCUGGAGUGGAAGACUAGACACAAAGUAGUUCUGAAUAUUGCAAGAGGAUUAGCCUAUCUACAUGAGGAUUGUUGA